This is a messenger RNA of Exaiptasia diaphana, 1233 nucleotides long. Its product is annotated as probable serine/threonine-protein kinase DDB_G0271682. Gene Ontology annotation, biological process: protein phosphorylation. The record is from RefSeq and is a predicted model, not a curated record. Lineage: Eukaryota; Metazoa; Cnidaria; Anthozoa; Actiniaria; Aiptasiidae. The transcript is spliced from 3 exons. Bases 93 to 1175 code for a protein of 360 amino acids. Gene Ontology annotation, molecular function: ATP binding; protein kinase activity.
GACCAAACGGUCUGUCGACAUUGCUAUCACAGUGGACAAAAAAGAGUGAUGGGGCUCAUAGCAUCGAUGUUAGCAUAACUGCUCCACUAUGGAUGCAGACAUAUGAAAAGUAUAGCCUCACAAAGGCAGUUGCUACUGCGCAAGCUUUAUCAGGGUCAGAUGCAGGACAAAAUAGUACUGUUGAAAAGACAAGACAUUUAAAAGAUGAAAUAACAAGAGAGAAGGCAUCAAGGAUAUUACUUGAGCAAAUGAUUGAAGAGCAAAGACAACAGUUUCAAUUAAAGCAACAAGAAUUGGAAAAUGAACAGAGGGAACAUCAACAAACUGAAAGGCAACUGGAAGAGUUUCAGCAUAGAAUAAGUGAACUUGAGUCAACACUUGCUGCAGCACAGCAAGCUUUAGAAGCACAUCAYAACUCGAGGGAGACACAAGACUGGGUGCUGGAACGACAAGAGAUUGAAUUAACAAGCACGAUUAUUGGGAUAGGAGGAUGGGGUAAAGUUGUUGAAGGAAGAUUCAGAGGAACWGUGGUUGCAGUCAAGCAAAUCCAUGAACUUAUAUUAUCACCCCAUAACAGACGUCUUUUUGAACGUGAAAUGAAUAUUGCAGCAAGGUGUCGUCAUCCAUGUCUUCUUCAGUUUAUUGGUGCUACUAACGAUAAUGCCAGUCCUUUAUUUGUGACUGAAUUGUUAGAYACCAGUUUGAGAAAMGUUAUGGAAGAACGYGAACUACAGAGUGAUGAGAUAACAACAAUYKCACUGGAUGUUGCAAGAGCAUUGAAUUACUUGCAUCUUAAUCAUCCAACUCCCAUAAUCCACCGGGACAUUAGCAGUGCAAAUGUGUUGYUAUGGAAACAUGGAGAUAGGUGGAGAGGUAAAGUGUCMGAUUAUGGCACUGCAAACUUCAUGCAAUACUCCAUGACUAUCAGUCCUGGUGCUGUGGUGUACUCGGCACCUGAAGCACAGACCUCAAGACAGUCACCAAAGGUUGAUGUAUAUAGUUUUGGAAUUCUCCUGUGUGAAAUGAACACCAGAGAGUUUCCUGAUGCAAUGCGUAGAACUGAACAGGUUUCUAGAGUAAAAAAUCAUUUGCUAAGGGAACUUAUAAAAAGGUGCUUGAUGGAGGAUCCAGAAAAACGUCCUUUCAUGAAUGAUAUUAUAAGAGCACUUGAGUGAGCUCGUUGAUUUUAUGUUGAAUAAGGUGGUAUAUUAGUAUUUAAAAUUUUGGAAUCGA